Messenger RNA from Syngnathoides biaculeatus (alligator pipefish), 1616 nucleotides. It is a transcript of the gene adap2, whose product is annotated as ArfGAP with dual PH domains 2. Gene Ontology annotation, molecular function: GTPase activator activity; phosphatidylinositol bisphosphate binding. Gene Ontology annotation, biological process: positive regulation of GTPase activity. The transcript is spliced from 11 exons. The record is from RefSeq and is a predicted model, not a curated record. Lineage: Eukaryota; Metazoa; Chordata; Actinopteri; Syngnathiformes; Syngnathidae. Bases 110 to 1249 code for a protein of 379 amino acids. Gene Ontology annotation, cellular component: plasma membrane; intracellular membrane-bounded organelle.
UUUUAGACACUUAUGUAUGUGGUGUUUACUGGAGUUGGCCACUUGUGAAAUAUGUAGCCACCAUGGUUCUUUUUGAGGUUGUCAUGUGGAGACUAUACGGUCAAGCACCAUGGCAAACUGGGAGAGAAACAAAAGGAUCUUACUGGACCUGGUGAAGCUGCCGGAGAACAGUCUGUGUGCAGACUGCGGAGCGCCUGAUCCAGACUGGGCAUCUUCCAAGUUAGGUCUGUUUGUGUGCCUGAACUGUUCCGGCGUCCACCGGAACCUGUCCAGCCGAGUAAAGUCCAUAAAGCUUGACAACUGGGAAGAUGAGCUUGUGGAGUUGAUGAAAUCCAGUGGUAAUGCUAAAGCCAGAGCUGUGUAUGAAAAAGCACUUCCUCCUUACUACUACCGGCCACAGGAAAGUGACUGCGUAGUUCUAAAAGAGCAAUGGAUUCGAGCCAAAUAUGAACGGUUGGAAUUCACAGGAGAGACCAAGUAUCCGCCUCCGUCUUACACCACAGGCUUCCACGAAGGGAUGCUGUGGAAAAAAGGAAAAGAGAACACGCAGUUUCUGAAGAGGAAAUUUGUUCUGUCUGAAAGGGAAUUCACUCUGGCUUACUACAACAAGGAAAAUGAGUCCAAAGGUCCGAAAGCCCUCAUCUCAAUCAAACACUUGAAUGUAACGUUUCAGCCAGAGAAGAUUGGUCAUCCCCAUGGGAUGCAGAUGACUUACCUUGAUCAUGACCAUACCAGAAGCCUCUACGUGUAUCAUGAGAAUGCUGAGGAAAUAGUCACGUGGUACAACGCCCUACGUGCUGCCCGGUAUGCAUACCUAAAAACCGCAUACCCAACUGUAACAGAAGCUGAUCUUUUACCAAAUAUAACAUCAAACUACCUUAAAGAGGGUUACAUGGAAAAGACAGGUCCAUCGCAAAAGGAACCAUUCAAAAAGAGGUGGUUCAUUUUGGACUCUCAAAAUAGGAAGUUGCUCUACUUCAAAGGCCGCUUAGAUGCUGAGGAGUUGGGGGUCAUCUUCCUUGGCACGGAAAGCAACAGUUAUUCGGUUAGGGACUAUGUUCCAAAGCACACCCGUAGAAACAAGUGGAAGUUUGGCCUCAUGGUGGAGACACCCGAGCGGCAAUUUGUCUUCAUGUGCGAGCAAGAGAGCGAGCAAAGGGAAUGGCUGGACUCCCUCAGACAGGUCAUGUCCAGGCCCAUGACACCGCAGGAUUAUAACACGGAGGCCAAUAUCAGGAAUAAGCGAUGACAACUGGUGCGCGUGACAGCUGAAUGGAAACUGAAUUUAAAUUAUGCAGUAGCAAAAUCUGAAUUGCACCUUGCAUGGUUAACCACAUCAACUGUCUUUGCAUUCAUAAGGAAUCAAAUGACAUUGCACUGUCAAGAGAUGUACUGGAGGUCCGAAAGUACAGUUGCUGUAGAUAUAAUUGUAAUAUUACACUUUAUUACACACAAUUGAAUUCAACUUCUUUAUUAUGCCAAAUAAACAGCUCUUGGUUUUCAAUUAAAACUUUCAAGCUUUUCAUCUACCCUACUGCGUCAUUUUUAAGUGCCAUUGGUCAACCAUUACAACUUUACAAUGUUAAUUUUGUUUUGAGAAAAUACACUAUGAAUAA